CCGCCCUUAAUCUUGCAGCCAUGUUGGUUGACACCGUUGAAGUUUCGCUAGAUGAAACUCUUUACGAGAUCUUAGAUUUGGACGAAGACGCGUCACUGGAUGACAUCAUUCGAGCGUAUCGUCAGCGAGCACUGGAGGAACAUCCUGACAAAGGUGGCGAUAAAGACCGUUUUGAUGAGCUCAACAAAGCCUACAAUGUGCUGAGUGAUCAGCAAAAGAGGCAAAGAUAUGACGAGAAGCUUGCGAAGGAGCGCGAGAGAGAAGAGCUCGUGGAAGGUGGCCGUGCCGGCUACUCCAAGCAGCAGCUGCAAGCGCCCCUCCGGGUGAAGACGGCACCUACGCCUGGAUCUAAGAGACAAGCACAGAUGCGCACGGCUCAGCCGGGCAAGCCUGGAUAUUGUGCGGCUGAAUGGAAAGGUCUGGGAUCUGGAAAGGACCUUCUAAAGAUGCUGACAGAUGACGUCACGGCCGAAGAGAAGACUCAGAAACUCUUGGAUCAAUACACGGCCCUGCCGCGCUGCAAAGAGAAACGUCAGGAAUGGGCGAGUGGCCUGAGAGGAAAAGACAAAUUUGAUCUGAAGGCUGCCGCGAAGAAGAAGGAGCAGCAGGAACGGGCCAAGUGGUCCGCGUGGCUCAGCAACGGGGUGGUGGCGGCCAAAGCCGAAGGCAAGGCCAAGGCCAAGGGCAAGGCCAAGGCCAAGCCGAAGCCGAAGCCUCAAGCGGAAACGAAGGAGCCAAAGGAGGAACCAAAGGAGGAACCAAAGGAGGUAUCCACAGAUGUACAGUCUCUAUCCCCGGACGCCGUCGCCCAAACGAGCUGACGCAAAGCGUCCGCUGGGCUGUGUCGCCCACUGCUCGCGACGAAACUAAGCCGAGCGGAAAAAGC
This is a messenger RNA of Cladocopium goreaui, 886 nucleotides long. Lineage: Eukaryota; Dinophyceae; Suessiales; Symbiodiniaceae. The record is from the annotation of a GenBank genome assembly.